UGCCGGAGUAUAUACCAAAGGCCUCGCUGCGGGGCUCCACGCUGAACUCCCUGACUGUGGCAUGGCACAGUCCGGGCCCUGCAGAGGCCCAAUAUGUGGCCCACUACCUGCUCUCUCUCACCGACCUGCGCACUGGGGCCGCCCAGCAGGUCCAGCAGCCGCUGGGCACCAAGGAGUUCAGGUUCAGCAACCUCAACCCCGGCACCCCGUACAACUUUGCGGUCUCGGCAUGCAUGGGCGUGUACGAAGAGCCACGUCGUGACUGCGGUCCCGCGUCGCCGGCGGUGGCGGGCAGCACGCUGUACGACCCGCCCGCCAGCGUCGAGGAGGUCGUCGUCACCUGCACACACAACGACUACGUUGCUGGAACUCGUGGAACAUAG
Molecule: messenger RNA, 383 nt
Organism: Hyalella azteca
Lineage: Eukaryota; Metazoa; Arthropoda; Malacostraca; Amphipoda; Hyalellidae
Product: tyrosine-protein phosphatase 69D
Molecular function (GO): protein binding
Source: RefSeq, a predicted model, not a curated record